GAGAUUUGUACUUUCAGACUUGCAAGAUUCUGUUAACAUAGCCUUACAAUAAAGUAGAAUUAGUUCAUCUUGUCGAGUUCCCUGUCUGAUCUACUUGGAAGGCUGACAUGAAAGAAGCCAGGAGGGACAAGGACCCAGCCUAUAAGGAGCUGAGCUCAUACUACCAGGAUCACUGUCAACUUCUCAAAUUUCAAAGGUUCAAAAGAAUCCCAGAUGCAAGAUGUUGGCUCAGAUUUCUCAUUAGUGUCUGUCUGUGAUGUGUCCAGCUAUAAGUGAAUAUGAAUAAAUUUAUUCACCAAACCUCUUGCAAGCAUGUUAUAGCACCCUGCAUAAACUUCCUUCUCAUCAUUCCCCAAAAUGACUGGGUCACCUUAAAUAGUGCCACAAGGCAACAUUACAUGGACUCAAUAAGAACAGCGACGUACUGAGCUUCACCAUCCUUAUCACCACAGUGUAGGUUCAGAUCUGGGUUUAUACAUGUGGUCAGUUCAGUCAUUGGUAAAUAGAUAUCUCUUAUGUUGAUUUAUCUGCCAGAACUCCCCUGUGAGAUAUCCUGAAUCUGUGGCCAGAGAGAGGCCACUUGGGUAAUCUUGCUAGCACCCUUACCUAUUCUGUGUACCAGAGAUCAACCAGGUCUACUGUACAUACAACUGCCCAUCAGAUCAUUAGGAAAUUCCUCAAGCACCACUGGAAACCAGUUGGAUCCAUAACAUGCCCAUGGCAGACCAUCUUAAUCAAUUCCUCCCUUUGUGAAGUUCAGAAACUUCAGUGAGCCUCAGAGCCAUCAGAAAGAAAUCAGACAAUGUCAAAUUACUAACAUAAAUGUCCUCCACUUUCGGAUCUCAAACCAACUGUUCUGAGAUUGGUUCUUUUAACAGUCCAGCAACUUCAAUUUAAAUAAAGAUUCACAUGGCUUCAUCUUCAGGUUGGAAUGGCAAAAUGUUGUCAUCCUUUGCUUCUUUUUCCCUCUAUGAGCUGUUGAAAACAAUAUUUUAUUUUCAUUAGAAGCAAAAAUGGUAAUUGAAUUCUUUUCUAUUAUGUUUACAAAUUUGGAGUGAUAAUGUGCCUUAAAAACAUAAGAAACAAUCCUUUUCUCUCUGUUCAAUCUUGCGUUGACUGUAAUGUUUGAAGAAGUUGUUUCAGACCCAGAGAAUGUAGCUUUUGUUGAAGAAAUAAUUAUUCCUUCUCAGGAUCUAGUUGCUUUGGCUGACCAUCUAUCAGAGAAUCAGUUGGAGAUGUUAAGUGAGUGAUCUUGACUCCAGAGACACCUUCUGAAAUUUACUAAGGUUGAACUUUUAUCAACAGACAACUGUCACAUUAUACUUUAAAAGUGAAAGUGUUAGAAAAUAGUAUGCUUUGCAGAAAAAGUGAGGGGAAAACCCCUUAGAUUUAUAAUAUUAGAAUCACAUGAAAGAAUUCAAGCCUCAAACACAACAGAAAUAAUUUAAAAGACAAUAGCUGACAGCCUGCUAAGAUGAAUUGAGUCAUACAAAGCCUAGUAUGUCAUAAACGUGUCUGUGUCUUAAACUUUCCUUAUGUGGAAUAUGGGCAGUCCCUUGUUGUCAUGGAAAAGGGUUUAAACUGGAGAUUUUCUGUAUGCAGCUGUCCAAGUUCAAUCAAGACUUAAAACUUAAAUCCUGUUGUGACAGAAUUCUUUUGGACAUUUGAACAUGACAUUUUGCAUUUAUCUAGGUAAGCACUACUCUGGAAUAUGCUCAGGGAAAAAAUGAUGGUCUUUUUGAACUGUCUUCAAGGGUUGUUAGAAAGCAUGAAGAAUUAAAUCAUGAACAUAGAGGCUGAUCACAGAGGGUGAUCACAGAGUGAAUGUAACAUCAAGCUUCUUUUCCCCCAACAGCUGCACUCUAAAAUGGAGAUGGCCAAUAGAGGACCAAGCUAUGGCUUAAGCCGAGAAGUCCAGGAAAAGAUUGAACAGAAAUAUGAUCUAGAACUGGAAAGUCGUUUGGUGGAUUGGAUUAUUAUACAAUGUGGUGAAAAUAUAGAGCACCCCCCUCCUGGCAAACAACAUUUUCAGAAGUGGCUAAUGGAUGGAACACUGCUCUGCAAGUUAAUAAACAAUCUUCAUCCCAAGGGAAAAGAACCUAUUGCAAGGAUCACAGAAUCAAAGAUGGCUUUCAAACAAAUGGAACAAAUUUCUCAGUUCUUGAAAGCUGCUGAAAUCUAUGGAGUACGAACAACAGAUAUCUUCCAGACAGUAGAUUUAUGGGAAGGAAAAGACAUGGCUGCUGUGCAAAGGACUUUAAUGGCUUUGGGCAGUGAAGCUGUUACAAGGGAUGAUGGAUGUUACAAAGGGGAUCCCUCCUGGUUUCACAGGAAAGCACAGAAGAACCAGCGAGGAUUUUCUGAAGAGCAGCUUCGUCAAGGACAGAAUGUCAUCGGCCUUCAAAUGGGAAGUAACAAGGGAGCAUCCCAGUCAGGGAUGACAGGAUACGGGAUGCCAAGACAGAUCAUAUAGUUUAAACCACCUUUAAACUCUCACUUACCCACUUGAUAGCAUGGCCUGACUGGAAAACACAUAGCUAGUUAAUGUUCAUGCUGAGAUCUGCUUCUAAGUUUUUCUUUCUAAGAUUAUGUAUGUGUGUGUGUGCAUAUGUACACACACACAUGCACACAAUCUUUCAACUUAAAUUGUGGAUCUGUGUGCUUCUUGCGUGUUAGUUCACACAGCACGCUGACACCAUAUGAUGUUCAUUUUUGAACUAUGCAAAGACUAUUUUUCUGUAUUUAUUUGCAAUUUGUUAUUUUCUGUAUCCUUGUCUUAUUGAACUGCCUAUAACAUCUCCGUCCUUUUCUUUUCUUCUCUACUCUAUUCUACUUUCAUCUUCUAAAAAUAAAAAUAAAUUGGGAUGA
Messenger RNA from Python bivittatus (Burmese python), 2868 nucleotides. RefSeq names its product transgelin 3 (gene TAGLN3). Gene Ontology annotation, molecular function: actin filament binding. NCBI's taxonomy places the organism in Eukaryota, Metazoa, Chordata, Lepidosauria, Squamata, Pythonidae. The record is from RefSeq and is a predicted model, not a curated record. Gene Ontology annotation, biological process: actin filament organization. Gene Ontology annotation, cellular component: actin cytoskeleton.